Messenger RNA from Condylura cristata (star-nosed mole), 1601 nucleotides. It is a transcript of the gene TM7SF2, whose product is annotated as transmembrane 7 superfamily member 2. Gene Ontology annotation, cellular component: endoplasmic reticulum membrane; nuclear inner membrane. Gene Ontology annotation, molecular function: oxidoreductase activity, acting on the CH-CH group of donors, NAD or NADP as acceptor. Gene Ontology annotation, biological process: sterol biosynthetic process. The transcript has 10 exons. The record is from RefSeq and is a predicted model, not a curated record. Bases 142 to 1398 code for a protein of 418 amino acids. NCBI's taxonomy places the organism in Eukaryota, Metazoa, Chordata, Mammalia, Eulipotyphla, Talpidae.
CCGCGGCCCGAGCGCAGUCCCGAGACAGGUGCAAGCUCCGGGGGCCGCAUCCUUGGAGACGCCGAGCUCAUCUCCUGGGGGAUGGGGCGGGCCAUGUCUUGACUGCUAUUGUGGGCCCCUCUCCCCGGCGGAGCAGAGACCAUGGCCCCUCCUCAGGGCCCUCGAGCCCCGCUGGAAUUCGGGGGACCCCUGGGCGCCGCGGCGCUGAUGCUGCUGCUGCCUGCCACCAUGUUCCACCUGCUCCUGGCGGCCCGCUCGGGCCCGGCGCGCCUCCUGGGCCCACCCGCCUACCUGCCGGGGCCGGAGACGCUGUGGAGCCCGCGGGUGCAGCUGCUCUGGCUCACCUGGCUCGGCCUGCAGGCUGCGCUCUACCUGCUGCCCGCGCGCAAGGUGGCUGAGGGGCUGGAACUGAAGGACAAGAGUCACCUGCGCUACCCCAUUAAUGGCUUCCAGGCGCUGGUGCUGACUGCGCUGCUGGUGGGUCUUGGGGUGUCAGCCGGGCUGCCCCUUGCUGCUCUCCCAGAAAUGCUCCUGCCUUUGGCUUUCGCAGCCACCCUGGGCACGUUCCUCUUCAGCCUCCUUCUCUAUCUGAAGGCUCUGGUAGCCCCUGCCUCGGCCCUGGCUCCGGGGGGGAACUCAGGAAAUCCCAUUUAUGACUUCUUCCUGGGACGGGAGCUCAACCCGCGCAUCGGUUCCUUUGACUUCAAAUAUUUCUGCGAGCUGCGUCCUGGCCUCAUCGGCUGGGUCCUCAUCAACCUGGCCUUGCUGAUGCAGGAAGCAGAGCUUCGGGGCAGCCCCUCACUGGCAAUGUGGCUGGUCAACGGCUUCCAGCUACUCUACGUGGGUGAUGCCCUCUGGCAUGAGGAGUGCGUCCUCACCACCAUGGACAUCACCCACGACGGGUUUGGCUUCAUGCUGGCCUUUGGGGACCUAGCCUGGGUCCCCUUCACUUAUAGCUUGCAGGCCCAGUUCUUGCUGUACCACCCACAGCCCCUGGACUUGCCAAUGGCUUUGGUCAUCUGCCUCAUCAAUGCUCUUGGUUACUACAUCUUCCGUGGAGCCAAUUCCCAGAAAAACACCUUCCGAAAGAAUCCCGCUGACCCCAGAGUGGCUGACCUUGACACCAUCCCGACAGCCACGGGGCGGCGGCUGCUGGUGUCAGGGUGGUGGGGUAUGGUGCGCCACCCCAACUACCUUGGAGACCUCAUCAUGGCUCUGGCCUGGUCCUUACCCUGUGGCACGUCCCACCUGCUGCCCUACUUCUACCUCCUCUACUUCACCGCACUGCUGGUGCACCGGGAGGCCAGGGACGAGCGGCAGUGCCUGCACAAGUACGGCCUGGCCUGGCGAGAGUACUGCCGGCGGGUGCCUUACCGGAUCGUGCCCUACGUCUACUGAAGCAGCAGCGGGGCACACGCUGCCCACCUGCUGGCACCGGGAGCUGGCCCCACCUGGGACUCGCGGGCACCUGCCCUGCCCUAUGCCCCAGCGGGCAGGAACCAACUGCCUUGGAGGGUUGGAGCCAGGAGAAAAAUGAAGCCAGUGCUCAAAGUGGGUGCAGGGGUUGCCCACCCUCCUUGGAUAAACCUCUGGAACACCCA